Penicillium brasilianum is the source of this 3848-nucleotide messenger RNA. Lineage: Eukaryota; Fungi; Ascomycota; Eurotiomycetes; Eurotiales; Aspergillaceae. The record is from the annotation of a GenBank genome assembly.
CUAAGAGUCCAAGCGCGGUACUAGUCUCCGCUGUUCAAAUUCAUUCUCAGCGACUCGUCACAUACAUACAGUCAGUGAUGACCUUACCUAAACUGGUUAGAUUUCCACGUGAGGUCCGAUCGAGGGGUUGAGGACGUUGUGUCAAAUGCCGACCAGGGGGCGUUUCCAGGAAGAAAUAUCUCCCUAAUUACAUCCGAGCCUCACUGCAUAACUACCGGGUCUCGCUGGUAAGGCCCCCGUCGCCCUUUGGUCAUGAAAUCCAGUGUCAAACGUGACCACUAUGGCGUCCGAUCCCAAAUUCGUGAAGGCGGUUCCGACCACCAAACAGCGAAUAAAACGGGUAUCAGGAGACUUUCUGUGGGUCAAUUACCAGGAUGAUAAGUCCCAGAACCGUGAAUCUGUCCGAUCGAAACAAUCGUUUGUACGAACGAGACAUCAUCGAUUGCAAAGAGAGAAAAAAUCGCUUCAAUCGAAAUUGAUCGCAACGCCUGCCAGCAAGUGUCGGCCUUCAUCAUCCACGACCGGUGUCGUCGGUGAAUCCACUUGUGGGCGCUAUGAUCUAUCGAGCAAUCAAGACGAUGAUGAUCAUUUUCCUGAGCAAUCAGUCAUAAUGCCAUCCGUUCAAGUGGGGGUCCUGGAUGGAGUUCCCGAUCUAGUCAUCCAAACGAGGCAAAACCCGAACGUGUACUUCCAACACUAUCAUGUCUAUUCGGCGAGAUCGUGCUUUCCUCUUUGCCCAAGCGAAAUGACCUUUUGGUUCUGGAGGAAAGUACUCGACUACCCCCCUUUGAUGCAAAUAAAGCUAUCAAUCAGCGCUUCUCACCGAGCGGCAAUUCUCAGGGCUUCGGGAGCCCCUGCAUUGGUUGUGCAGAAGCCCAUGCAGGAUACGCUUCGCCUUCGCCUUGGAAUGAUCAAGGCAAUUCAAGAUAUCUUUCGGGAUGAAAGCAAAUUAUACACCGAGUCAACCGCCUUCGCCAUCUCUCACCUGAUCGUUUCCGAGGGCUUUGACGCUAAUAAAGAAGCCGUCGAGGCGCAUAUGAAUGGCAUGAUAAAGAUAAUAGCCCUGACGGGCGGAUUGAAUAAUCUUGAUGGAGGAACUCUUUCAAUGAUCUAUAGCUGUGUCUUCUUGCACGGAAUGAUACAAGAACGACCGCCGGCAAUUCCUAUGUGUGCCAAGUUUGAAAACCGAGUUCUUGAGCAAUCCACGAUUAUCAAGGCGAGCAAUAAUACUAUGAAAACGAAAGCCUCGACAUUGGGAGCUCGCUUCUUCAACGCUCCAUGGUCGAACCAGAUUCAACCGAGGUUCAAGGCACUGAUUUCCUGGUAUCAGCAGCUGGUCUCAUAUUAUGAGAAUUUGGGCACUAUCUCUGCUGAGCCAAUGUCGGUUGAGAAUGACUGCCUACUUUAUUUAACGCAUCGCCUCUUAUCUCUGCCAUAUGAGAUCUCCCUUACCCCCUUCGAGGAGAUUGUUCGACUAUCUAUAUUAGUCUACUCCUCCAUACGUGUUUGGAGUCUGUAUGGGAUGCCAUGCUUAGAGGUACUGGUUGGAACGCUCCGAAAAAGCCUGUGUAAGAGCUACCGCACUCUUCAAAGCACAAACAGCGACCUACUGUUCUGGAUACUUUUCGUGGGAAGCCUGGCAUCCAGGGGAAUGGAGUGUCAUUCGUGGUUUCUGGCACACCUCGUGGACGUUGCAGAUCAAUUAUCUCUGGAGGGUUGGGGCAGUGCUAUAUCAGUAUUGCAAGGAUUUUUGUUCGUUUGCCGGUCAGCAGACGAACCGGCGAAGGAACUAUGGAAUUUCACUCUUCGUGGAGGCAGCAUGACUGGACUAGGGGUCGUGACUACUCCGGUACACAAUGAUAUGGUAAUUAGAUGAAUGCAGUUCAUCAAAGAUACAAAGAUGCCUCAUAUGAAACACUUUAGGCCAGAUAUCGCUUCCACCAUUCUUCCUUUCGGGUGAAAGACUCGAGAAUAGCUUUCUGACCAUGCCAUCCGUGACCCUCGCCCUCAAAUUCAACGACCUCAGCAACUCUGCCCUUAGAAUGCAUCGCAUCGGCCAUCAUACGCGCUUGCGCGAUAGGAACAACCAUAUCCUCCGUUCCUUGCAACAGCAACAAUGGUGCCGUCAUCUGCUCUGCAUAAUAGCACGGACUGCGCUUUUUGAGUUCCGCCUCUCGGUCCUCAGGCUUGGUUUUGCUCAGAAGUAAUCUAUCCACGUCUUGACUCUCGAACUUGUAUGAAUCCGCUUGCAAAGCCUUGACGUCGCUGAUGCCGUAUGAGCUGAUUCCCGCUGCCCAGACCUCGGAAUACAUGUGGAGAGCACGGAGAGUCAAGUAACCUCCGGCACUUCCACCAUAAACUCCAACUCGGGUCUUGUCAACCAACCCCUUUUCUACGAGGAAUUCGACCGCGCUGACUGCGUCUCCCACAUCGACGAGGCCCCAGUAUCCGGAUAAUCGCUCGCGGUAUUCUCGACCGAAUCCGACGGAGCCAGUGUAGUUGACAGCACAGACGGCGAAGCCGCGGGUAGUCCAGUACUGGAUUUCGAGGUCAAGAGCGGGAGUGGUAGCCCCAUUCGGACCCCCGUGCACAUAUGUCAGGAGAGGAGGAAGGCUGUUCCCAUCAGCCUGGAAGUCAGGGUUGCGAGGAGCAAAGUAGAACAUAUGCACUUCGCCAUCUGUUAGAGGACCAUGUUUUUGCGGGGCAGUGUAGUCCGUCGCAGUUGAAACAAAUUCGGGCGCUAGUUCGAAUGACGCGGUAGAAGUGAGCACUUUCUUAGUCGUCUCGAACGAAGAAUUGAACGAGACAAACGCUAGUUCCUGGGGUGAGGUCUUUGAUGACCCAACAACUGCAAAGCUGGUGGCUGAAAUGCGACAAAUUGUAUCAAUAUCGACGUAAGGAAGGUCGAGGUCUCGGGUGGAUGAAGUAGUGGUAUCGAUGAGAACCACUUUGCUGGUAGCAUGGGUAAUCACCGUUGCCACGAUAGUCUUUUCAUCAAGCGAUGUGUAUGUAGAGCUUGAAAUUGGUUAGUAUUGCAGGAAAGACUUCGAUUGUGAGUUGGCACACACCUUCCAAGCUCCCACUCAGCAACUGCAAAGUCCGAGUUCUCCAUGCCCUUGAAUGUCAAAGCACAUACACGAGGGUCUUCAGGAUUAUAUGAAUACAACUGCCAGAAGCCGGUUGAAUCACUCGCAAAGUACAGUUUUCCAUCGAGACCCCAUUUCGGCUGGGCAAUACUCUCCUUCUGUGCUUCACCGGCAAUUCGCGUGACGUUUUCCAAAGAUCCAGAUUUCCACUCCGCUAGGUAGAGCACAGUACCCGUCCAAGGCAUGUCGGGAUGACUCCAUUGAAUCCAGGAAACGUAUUUUCCAGAAGGAUCGAAUUUAGGAUGAGAGUAGAAAUCGUCACCUUGGGCAAUGGUAAUUUCCUUACCAGAGUCUUUCGAAUCAAGCUCGAUGUCAAUCGCCACCAGCGUGUUAUGGACGUGCGUUGCUUGUGUUUCUGGGGUUGCCUCUCGGUGAUCCUCCUUGAUAGCAAUGAACCACCGCGGGUCCGUCGGGUGGCUAGAGAAAUCUGCGUAACGGAUGCCUUUCUCGGCCGGUUGAACGAGCGUAGUUUGAGCUGACGCAGGAUCCAGUAGAUAUAUAUUGCAAGAGUCUUCGUCUGAAAGUAGGAUCUUUCUAUCGGGUCUCAUUGAGACGGAUCCGCCUCCAAGUUCUUGCACGGUAGCGAGGGCACUGAGGUCUUUCGGGAGAACAUCUUUGGUUUCUCCAUUCAGAUGCUGCACGAUGGCAGAGCGGCCGUCUUCAACGGGGCGGCAUUCAACAGAGUAAAUGGCACCAUUUGAU